AUGGCCAGAUUACUUAGGGGAGUUGUCAAAAAAGAUAUCCACCCUCGUGUUUGUUGGGCAGCUUUAAAUACAAUUAAAGAAUAUUGCAAGCAUUUAAGCCCUCGAUUCCAAGAAGAUUGUCAUCAACAUGUGUUGGGAGCCCUAAGGAAAGCUAUGGAGGAUUUCGAAUAUCCUAGUGUUCAGGCGCAAGCAUCUUCAGCAAUGUUUUACUUCGUCAAGAACUGCGAUGCAUACAUUCUAAAACCUUACCUGAAAAAGCUUGUUGGCAAAUUAAUCGAUCAAAUAGAGAGAGGCAAGUGCAUGGUGAAGGUGGAGGCUUUAAGAGCGCUGUCAUCGAUUGCGAAUUCAUCAAAGGAUCAGUUUGAAGAAUUCUAUAGUACAGUCAUGCCUUACCUCAAGGCUAUGAUGAUGACUGCAAAAGCAGACUCUGACUCCAUCCUUCUUGCCGCAUCCAUGGAGUGCAUUACUAUUAUUUGGAUGGUUGUUGGAAAAGAGAGGAUUGGCACUAAUGACGCUGAACGGAAGGUUGGGGAAGUUCUCAUCUCCCUGAUACGACCUGAACUGGAGGAAAACAAUCGAAUGAGAAUUCAAGUGUUGCAAGCAUGUGGUAGACUCUGCAAAAUUUUGGGGCAAGAUUUCAGACCUUAUAAUAUGGUUGCCAUUCCUUGUUUGCUCAAGGCAGCCAAAAAUGAAUCAUAUGUCUUUGUACCUGAGAAUCCUGACAAUAUGGAAGAAUCGGAUGGAAGGACCUUGAUUGUUGAAGGUCAAAAGACUUGGAUCAAAACUGAGGUCCUGGAACAGAAAGUCAUUGCUUGUAGUGAGCUGUAUAGAUGUGCUGCUGAGUUGAAGGAAGACUUUUAUUUAUGGAUCGAGGAGGUUGCUGGCAUUUUAGUUCCACUUCUUAACUUUGAAUACAAUGAAGAAAUUCGCAGAGUUGCUGCUUUAGGUAUUUUCGUGUUGAUGUCAUUUGCUUAG
Dovyalis caffra is the source of this 975-nucleotide messenger RNA. The record is from the annotation of a GenBank genome assembly. Lineage: Eukaryota; Viridiplantae; Streptophyta; Magnoliopsida; Malpighiales; Salicaceae.